Molecule: messenger RNA, 1759 nt
Organism: Mytilus trossulus (common blue mussel)
Lineage: Eukaryota; Metazoa; Mollusca; Bivalvia; Mytilida; Mytilidae
Product: neuronal acetylcholine receptor subunit alpha-10-like
Exons: 7
Coding region: 80-1384 (434 amino acids)
Biological process (GO): regulation of membrane potential; chemical synaptic transmission; signal transduction
Cellular component (GO): plasma membrane; neuron projection; postsynaptic membrane
Molecular function (GO): acetylcholine-gated monoatomic cation-selective channel activity; transmembrane signaling receptor activity
Source: RefSeq, a predicted model, not a curated record
UGUUCUGGUUGUUGUAAGAAGAUUGGCAUAGUAUCUGAAAGUUGACAUAUAGAGCAUCAUAUGAGGAGAAAAAUAAACAAUGUCAAAACGCCAUGGAUUAAUACUCUAUGUUAUAACUGGAAUAUGUCGUUUAGGAUGUUCAUCAACCUUGAACUAUCUGACAUCUGCACUGAUCAACGAUUAUAAGCCAAGUGUACGACCAGUGUGUCCUGGAUUUGAGACAACUCAGGUCACAGUUGACAUGGCCAUUAGACAGUUAAUAUCUUUGAAUGAACCCGAGCAAGUUGCACUGUUUAACAUAUGGAUGAGAUUGGGAUGGAACGAUUGUCACCUUGUUUGGGAUCCUGAUGCUUUUGACGGCAUCAAGUCUAUAGUACUUCCGGUAUCUCUUAUAUGGAAACCGGACAUUACGUUAUACAACAGCAUUUCGGAAGAAUUUUUUGGAUUUGAUAGUUUCAGAGCUUUGAUUCAUUUUGAUGGCAAUAUCACCUAUAACUUUCCUACAAAGGUGGAAGCCUCGUGUCCAAUAGAUGUGUCGAGAUUUCCAUUUGAUCGUCAAGUUUGUGACUUAAUGUUUGGAUCUUGGGUAUAUAAUGGUUUCGAAUUAAAUGUUACAUCCAAGAAAUCAAAUGCUGAUUUAUCAUCAGUGAAAGAAAACGUUGAAUUUAUAAUUGACAAUGCACCAAUAGUGAGACAUGAAUUAUAUUAUGGAUGUUGCGCUCACCUAUUUCCCGAUGUCACCGUUUACAUUCAUUUAACAAGAAAACCUGAUUACUACAUAACCAAUAUUAUCAUUCCAUCAGUAUUGGUAACAGUAGUAGCCUCGUUUGGGUUUCUACUUCCUGUUGACUCUGGAGAAAAGGUUGGGUUAGAACUAACAGUCAUGUUAGCUAUGUCAGUUUUCCAACUAUUGGUCGCCGAUCAGUUGCCACCAUCAGCUGAUUCCACACCGUGGAUUGCAAUGUUCUUUACAUUUACAUUGGUAUUGAGUGGCGGAUCAUCAUUAUGGCAAGUGAUAGUCCUGAACAUACAUCAUCGGGGACAUAGGAAAAUGUCACCAUGGUUGAAAUCAUUCAUAUUGAAGCCACUUGCCUACGUUACAUGUGUUACGCUACCAAAGAUUGUAAGUCCAAACCAACAUUCCAGCAAACAGGAUAAUACUAAACGCCAGUUAUGCCAAGCAGAAUGUAACGGCAGUUCAAAAGGUCAAGAGACUGUACAGUUUGCUGGAGAUGAUGAUUCCGAAUUCUGGAUUCAGUUUGCCUUAGUUUUAGAUCGAGUUGGAUUAUUUGUCUUUUUAAUUUCCUUUGCUAUAGGAUGUUCAUAUAUAUUUCUUGGGAUAAAAAGUGAUUCUAUUGCACAGUCAGGAAUUGUAAAUAUGUAAUACCGAGAAGAUCACACCACAUCGACAUUAGUUGAUAUUGAUUAACACAACUGCUACAUAAUCUGAAAGAAAGUGAUACAACUAUUUUUGAUCUAUGAAUUUGAAUGUCACUCUGGUAUCAUGCGCACGCUCUUUGCGUUUUGUAGCUUAAAACUAGUGGGUUAUAUCAUUAUUUCAUUCUGCUUUUUAGAAAUAUGUCUCGAGAGUAUGAUGCAGAAGACGCAGAGAAGGCGAUGUAUAUGUGUUAACAGUGAAGAGAGGCGAAAGGUUGAUAUCAUCAACUCCUCUAAAUAGUCUCUCCCCAAACCAAGAUGGUGCAUUCAAUGUUAUACAGUUUUCCUGUAUACAAAUAUUUAUAAACAUCUACAUAAUGUA